AUCAACGAUCAACUUCAUCAUAAUGGAAACGAAAAUCAUAGAUUCAAUAGAUACUAGCUGUUUAAGUGAUUUAGCGGACGUCAGUGAUCGUUAUUUCGAACAUUUAUAUUGCAAAGAAAUCGAGGGGAAAGAGAUCACUGAUCAGAGGGUCAGUUUCCACACAAACAGGAUAUGCAUGCUGUCUUUAGCUGAAAACCAUCCAAUCAUGAAGGAGAAGAAACCCAUCAAGAGGAUUAACUUUGAGAUCGACGAUAAAAUCGAUAGGCUGAAAAAUUCGGCAUCAGGGAAAGGGAAAAAGGGUGCACAAAAACUCGCACCUGACUCGAUCAUUUGCUACGUGGAAACUGAAACAGAAUCGUAUCCAGUAUACAGUUGCAUUAAGGGAAAAUUGAUUGAAAUCAAUGAGAAAUUAAUAGAAAAUCCCAAUUUGUUAGUUGAGAAACCAGUGAAUGAGGGAUACAUUGCACUUUUAUUACCUGUUCUCAGUUUGUAUUCAACUUUCAAAGAAAGCAUGUUAAGUAAAGAAAAGUACCUUGCUUUAUAAAUGUUUGAUAAAUAAAUUUAUUCAUUAUUA
Nicrophorus vespilloides is the source of this 574-nucleotide messenger RNA. RefSeq names its product protein Simiate. Gene Ontology annotation, molecular function: actin monomer binding; actin filament binding. Lineage: Eukaryota; Metazoa; Arthropoda; Insecta; Coleoptera; Silphidae. Bases 23 to 544 code for a protein of 173 amino acids. Gene Ontology annotation, biological process: regulation of filopodium assembly; dendrite morphogenesis; regulation of actin filament polymerization. The transcript has a single exon. The record is from RefSeq and is a predicted model, not a curated record. Gene Ontology annotation, cellular component: lamellipodium; filopodium tip; nucleus.